GAGGGAGGGGGGCUAACGGCGAUUGGCUGCGGGGAGCGAGCGGCGGCGGCGGCGGCUCGGCGGGGCCAGAGAGAGGAGCUGGACGAGCUCUCUCGCUCAGCCUGCCUGGCCGUGCCCGCUUCAAGGCAGAAAAGCCGCUGCAAGGGACAGGAAGGUUUUGAAGUGGCAUCAUGGCUCACUCCAAGACAAGAGCCAAUGAUGGAAAAAUUACUUAUCCUCCAGGAGUUAAAGAAAUAUCUGAUAAAAUUUCUAAAGAAGAAAUGGUGCGGCGGUUAAAAAUGGUUGUAAAAACCUUCAUGGAUAUGGACCAGGAUUCUGAAGAAGAAAAGGAGCUGUAUCUUAAUCUUGCUUUACAUCUUGCUUCUGAUUUUUUCCUUAAGCAUCCUGAUAAAGAUGUUCGCUUGCUUGUAGCAUGCUGUCUUGCUGAUAUUUUUAGAAUAUAUGCUCCUGAAGCACCAUAUACUUCACCAGAUAAACUUAAGGAUAUAUUUAUGUUCAUAACAAGACAGCUGAAAGGAUUAGAAGACACAAAAAGCCCGCAGUUCAAUAGAUAUUUUUAUUUACUUGAGAACAUUGCCUGGGUUAAGUCUUACAACAUAUGCUUUGAACUAGAAGAUAGUAAUGAAAUUUUUACACAAUUAUACAGAACAUUGUUUUCUGUAAUCAACAAUGGCCAUAAUCAGAAGGUUCAUAUGCAUAUGGUGGAUUUGAUGAGCUCCAUUAUUUGUGAAGGUGAUACAGUAUCCCAGGAGCUUUUGGAUACAGUUUUAGUUAAUCUGGUGCCUGCACAUAAGAACCUGAACAAGCAAGCAUAUGACUUGGCAAAAGCUUUAUUGAAGAGGACAGCCCAAGCUAUUGAACCAUACAUUACGAAUUUUUUUAAUCAAGUGCUUAUGCUAGGAAAAACAUCUAUCAGUGAUCUCUCAGAGCAUGUUUUUGACUUAAUUCUGGAACUAUAUAAUAUUGACAGUCAUCUGUUACUCUCAGUUUUGCCACAGCUUGAAUUCAAGCUUAAGAGUAAUGACAAUGAAGAACGCCUACAAGUUGUAAAACUACUAGCAAAAAUGUUUGGAGCAAAGGAUUCAGAAUUGGCAUCUCAAAACAAACCACUUUGGCAGUGCUACUUGGGAAGAUUUAAUGACAUUCACGUUCCCAUUCGUCUUGAAUGUGUGAAAUUUGCUAGUCACUGCCUUAUGAAUCAUCCAGAUCUAGCAAAAGAUUUAACAGAAUAUCUUAAAGUGAGGUCUCAUGACCCUGAAGAAGCCAUUAGGCAUGAUGUUAUUGUAUCAAUAGUUACUGCUGCUAAGAAAGACCUUCUGCUUGUCAAUGAUCAUCUACUUAACUUUGUGAGAGAAAGAACACUUGACAAACGGUGGAGAGUUAGAAAAGAGGCAAUGAUGGGACUUGCACAGAUAUACAAGAAAUAUUCUUUGCAGUCAGAAGCUGGAAAAGAAGCAGCAAAACAGAUUGCUUGGAUAAAGGACAAGCUGCUACAUAUAUACUAUCAAAAUAGUAUUGAUGAUCGACUGUUGGUUGAACGCAUCUUUGCUCAGUACAUGGUCCCUCACAAUUUAGAAACAAAUGAAAGAAUGAAAUGCUUAUACUAUCUUUAUGCAACCCUGGAUUCAAAUGCCGUUAAGGCACUGAAUGAAAUGUGGAAAUGCCAGAAUCUGCUGAGGCAUCAGGUAAAGGAUUUGGUUGACUUAAUCAAGCAGCCCAAAACAGAUGCCAGUGGUAAAGCUAUAUUUUCAAAAGUGAUGGUAAUAACAAGAAACUUACCAGAUCCUGGCAAAGCACAAGAUUUCAUGAAGAAAUUCACUCAAGUUCUAGAAGACGAUGAUAAAAUAAGGCACCAAUUGGAAAUGCUUGUUAGCCCAAUGUGUUCAUGCAAACAGGCUGAAGGAUGCGUGCGAGAAAUUACAAAGAAAUUAGGCAAUCCUAAACAACCGACCAACCCAUUUCUGGAAAUGAUAAAGUUCCUUCUGGAGAGGAUAGCCCCAGUGCACAUUGAUACAGAAUCCAUCAGUGCUCUUAUUAAACAAGUGAACAAAUCUAUAGAUGGAACAGCAGAUGAUGAAGAUGAAGGUGUGCCUACUGAUCAGGCAAUCAGGGCAGGUCUUGAAUUGCUUAAGGUGCUUUCGUUUACACACCCUAUCUCGUUCCAUUCAGCUGAAACUUUUGAAUCUCUCCUGGCAUGUCUGAAAAUGGAUGAUGAAAAGGUAGCUGAAGCUGCAUUGCAAAUUUUCAAAAACACCGGAAGCAAAAUUGAAGAGGAUUUCCCACACAUCAGAUCAGCCUUGCUUCCAGUUUUGCAUCACAAAGCUAAAAAAGGACCUCCACGCCAGGCCAAGUAUGCCAUUCACUGCAUCCAUGCAAUAUUUUCCAGCAAAGAAACUCAAUUUGCACAGAUAUUUGAGCCGUUACAUAAGAGUCUUGAUCCAGGCAACCUUGAACAUUUGAUUACACCUCUGGUUUCCAUCGGUCACAUAGCCUUGUUAGCACCUGAUCAGUUUGCUGCCCCAUUGAAGUCCUUGGUGGCCACCUUUAUUGUUAAAGAUUUAUUAAUGAGUGAUAGGAUGCCAGGAAAAAAGACAACUAAGCUUUGGGUGCCAGAUGAAGAAGUUUCUCCUGAGACACUUGUAAAGAUUCAGGCCAUCAAAAUGAUGGUUCGAUGGUUGUUAGGAAUGAAGAAUAACCACAGUAAAUCAGGAACAUCCACCCUGAGAUUGUUAACAACAAUAUUGCACAGUGAUGGAGACCUUACAGAACAGGGGAAAAUUAGCAAACCAGAUAUGUCUCGUCUGAGGUUGGCUGCUGCUAGUGCUAUUGUGAAGCUGGCACAGGAGCCUUGUUAUCAUGAAAUCAUCACGUUAGAACAAUACCAGCUGUGUGCAUUAGCAAUUAAUGAUGAAUGUUAUCAGGUUAGACAAGCAUUUGCUCAGAAGCUUCACAAGGGCCUUUCAAGGCUACGGCUACCACUAGAGUAUAUGGCCAUUUGUGCUCUGUGUGCAAAGGAUCCAGUAAAAGAGAGAAGAGCUCACGCGAGGCAAUGCCUGGUGAAAAACAUAAAUGUAAGAAGAGAAUAUCUGAAACAGCAUGCAGCAGUCAGUGAGAAACUUUUGUCACUUCUACCGGAGUAUGUUGUUCCAUAUACUAUUCAUCUUCUGGCACAUGAUCCAGAUUAUGUCAAAGUCCAAGAUAUUGAACAACUGAAAGACAUUAAAGAGUGUCUCUGGUUCAUUUUGGAAAUACUGAUGGCUAAAAAUGAAAAUAACAGUCAUGCCUUUAUCAGAAGAAUGGUGGAAAACAUUAAGCAGACUAAAGAUGCUCAAGGACCUGAUGAUCCCAAAAUGAAUGAAAAACUUUACACAGUGUGUGACAUAGCAAUGAACAUCAUCAUGUCAAAGAGCACAACAUACAGUUUGGAAUCUCCCAAAGACCCUGUACUUCCAGCUCGAUAUUUCACUCAACCUGAUAAGAAUUUCAGCAAUACCAAAAAUUAUCUGCCUCCAGAAAUGAAAUCAUUUUUCACUCCUGGAAAACCCAAAGCAGCCAACGUUCUUGGAGCCGUUAAUAAGCCUCUUUCAUCAGCAGGCAAGCAAUCCCAAUCCAAAUCUUCACGAAUGGAAACUGUAAGCAAUGCCAGUAGCAAUUCAAAUCCAAGCUCACCUGGAAGAAUCAAAGGGAGACUUGAUAGUACUGAAAUGGACCACAGUGAAAAUGAAGACUAUACCAUGGCUUCACCUUUGCCAGGGAAGAAGAAUGACAAGAGAGAUGACUCUGAAAUUUCAGAGCUUGAAAAGCCCAGAGGUAGAAAGAAAAUUAUCACAGACCCAGAAGAGAAGUUAGGUAUGGAUGACCUGAGUAAACUGGGACAAGAACCUAAACUCAGGAGUGGUCAGCGAGGGAGGAAGAGAUCCGCGGCUGUUUCAGAGUCUGAGGAACCUCAGUGGUCAGAGGAAAAAAGGCUAAAGGAAGAAGUCUUAGAAAGUGAAGAUGAACAGAACAGUCCACCAAAGAAGGGAAGAAGAGGACGACCUCCAAAGGCAGCCAGUGGAGGCACACAAAAGGAAGAACCAGCAGUAAAGACUUCUAAACGAGGUAGAAAAAAAGCUGCACCAGUUAAACCUGUCGAGGAGGAGGAGGAAGAAGAGGAGGAGGAAGAAAGGCAAAUAGAGAAUAUAGAACAAAAGCCAAAAGGUCGGCAGUACAAGACACCAAGAAAAACACAACAAAGAUCUGAAUCAUCUGAAAUAAGUACAACUGAGUCUAACCAGUCUACACCACAGAAAAGACGAGGAAGACCACCAAAAACACCAACCUCACAGCCAAAAAAAGGAAGAGCUGUGCGGUCAAAACAAACAGCAAGUAAAGAAAAUGAAUCUGGGGAAGAGAUGGAUGUAUUUCAGAGUAGUUCUCCUGUUGAAGAUAUCCCCCAAGAAGUAGAAAUGGAAGAAGAGGAAGUUUCCACAAUCAGAGUACGACGGAGGACGUCCAAAAGGGAAAGGCGAUGAACAAGCCACAUCAUCAGCCUUUUCAAAUGGAAGCUUUGAAGAAUGCUCUUAAUAUACAUAAAGCAUGAGGCUGAACUAAGCUAUUGGUGCUCACAGUAGGGUUGCUGAAGAGAGUCCAGACAAAUCUUUGUUUCCUGCCCUGCUUUUGGAGUUCCUAGGUCACGAGCAUAAGCCAUGCACAUAUUAAUAUCAUUAACUGUGGGGUUUUGUGAUGUGUAAUGUGUGCUGGCUAUAUAGACACAUGAACUGAAGAAACCACCUGUAAAUAAUCCCUUUUUUAAAUGUUUCUGACUUCUAAAGUGCUUGUAUAGCUUUUACUGCGGCUUUAAACCUGACAGUGCCAGACUGUUUGUUAGAUUUGUUGAUUUCAAAAAAAGAGAAAAAAAUUGUUAGAAUGGAUUUCAAGCAAUAUCUAUCAGUGUUUGUGUUUUUUAUUUUUCUUGGCAUUUAACUGUGAAAAAAUAAUCAGCUUGACAAAAUAGUGACACUUUCUUUGACACUAUUUGUUGGAAAGUAACAGAAGAGACAUGGUCUGUUUUCCUUAAUGUAUGUAAUCCAGUGUUUACUUUUGGCACCCAGCUGUCUCUGGAGAUGCCAAAUUGCUUUUGAAUUAUGUGGGAUAAAAAAAAUCAGCCAGAUGCAGAUUUGUGAAACAGGAUUCAUUUUUCACACCUCAGUAUUGAUACCAGACUCCUCUGGACCGCUAGUGGCAUUGAGAAUUUCAAAAGAAUUUAAUAUUUUAAUUUUUAAAAUGUGUUAUUAAAUAAUGUAAUGAAAUCUUAUCAUCUUAUUUUCCUUAUUAGUUUUUGUUAAUCUACUGUAUCAAUAAAAUUCUGUAACUGAAUUUUUUAUUAGUCUAGUAUUUCAAUGUGUAUAUUUUCUCCUGAACAUUAUGUUCACAAAGAGCAAAUUAUUUCAUUCUAAUAUGAAACCUGCUAUCUGAACUUUAGCAAAAAAAAAAAAAUACAGGUUUUAUUAUCAUGUAAAGUUAAUCAGAAAGAAGAUUUUAUUGAUGCAGUCUGUCUUUAUAAAGCUGGUCUUCAGAGCCAAGUGUUUUUGUAUUUCACAGUGAGUUGCAUGUUUAUGAGAAAAUGUAAUGAAACUGCGAUGUAAUUUUUUUUAACGUUUUAUCCGACUGUAGGGUAUGCUACAUUGCCUUGUGAGAAGAAUAUUCUACCAAGA
Molecule: messenger RNA, 5696 nt
Organism: Heteronotia binoei (common prickly gecko)
Lineage: Eukaryota; Metazoa; Chordata; Lepidosauria; Squamata; Gekkonidae
Gene: PDS5B
Product: PDS5 cohesin associated factor B
Exons: 35
Coding region: 171-4514 (1447 amino acids)
Biological process (GO): DNA repair; mitotic sister chromatid cohesion
Cellular component (GO): chromatin; nucleus
Molecular function (GO): DNA binding
Source: RefSeq, a predicted model, not a curated record